UUCACAGCCGGAGCCCGCGGCGGAGGCGCGGGCGCGCUUAGGCCGUGUGGUAGGCGGCCAGGGCGGCCGCACCAUGGAGGCGGGCACCGAGGAGUACGAGCUCAACGGCGACCUGCGCCCGGGCUCCCCCGGUUCCCCCGACGCCUUGCCACCACGCUGGGGUUGGAGGAACCGGCCCAUCAACGUAAACCAUUAUGCCAACAAGAAGAGUGCCGCAGAGAGUAUGCUAGACAUCGCGCUACUUAUGGCCAACGCGUCGCAGCUGAAGGCCGUGGUGGAGCAGGGCCAGGACUUCGCCUUCUUCGUGCCCCUGGUGGUCCUUAUUUCCAUCUCUCUUGUGCUGCAGAUUGGAGUGGGCGUGCUGCUUAUCUUCCUGGUCAAGUACGACCUUAACAACCCAGCCAAGCACGCCAAGCUGGACUUCCUUAACAACCUGGCCACGGGACUGGUAUUCAUCAUUGUGGUUGUCAACAUCUUCAUUACAGCCUUUGGGGUCCAGAAGCCUGUAAUGGACGUGGCACCCCGGCAGUAGGACACCCAGAAUCCUUAAAGGUACCUGACCGGCAUCCCAGCUGUCCAGACCCCUGAAAGUGCUGUGCUCUCAAGGCAUCCAUCUCCUGUGUGGAGCAUUCCCCUCAACCACCAGAGCCCAAGCUGACCACCACUGGACCAGGGUCAGAGAUGGACUUCCAUUCAACUGUGACU
This is a messenger RNA of Acomys russatus (golden spiny mouse), 705 nucleotides long. RefSeq names its product ninjurin-1. Lineage: Eukaryota; Metazoa; Chordata; Mammalia; Rodentia; Muridae. The transcript is spliced from 4 exons. The record is from RefSeq and is a predicted model, not a curated record. Bases 74 to 532 code for a protein of 152 amino acids. Gene Ontology annotation, cellular component: membrane. Gene Ontology annotation, biological process: tissue regeneration; cell adhesion.